Neurospora tetraspora is the source of this 2804-nucleotide messenger RNA. RefSeq lists its product as uncharacterized. NCBI's taxonomy places the organism in Eukaryota, Fungi, Ascomycota, Sordariomycetes, Sordariales, Sordariaceae. Bases 328 to 2793 code for a protein of 821 amino acids. The record is from RefSeq and is a predicted model, not a curated record. The transcript is spliced from 2 exons.
AACCCAAACAAAAUCAUUCAUUUCACCCGACACGAGCAGCACAGAUAUAUACAGUUCGGAAUUCUUGGUCCUCACUUUGGCCUUCUUUUUCAACUUCAAUAUUUAAUAUCUAAUACAGUACCUGAAGCAUCCGACCGAGCUCGGAGCCGCCCGUCUCCACCUCGAGGUUGUUUAUGUUCUAACCCGCAACCGGCGCUUGACCAUCUUGCCACCUACCCGGCAUAAGCGCAGAAGAUCGUGGAGAGGAAGACGAAGCUUGAAGCCUCGGCAACGACAAGGACAAAGGAGCUUCCAAAACAGGAUAUCAACUUGUUUAAACCCCUGAAGAUGCCCGCCCAAACCAAGCUCGCCCCUCUCAGGCGCGCUGCCUCCACCAGGUUCGAAUUUCGCGACGACGACAGCGACAGCGAAGACGUUGACCAACCUCCAUCUGGACCUCACCCGGUUACAGGCUUAGGCAUAAGCUUGAAAGGUCCUACGCCGCCCCCAGAGGCUGGAGUGUCUGGAUACGAGACCGUCCCGGUGCAACCCCCGCCUAGAAACCCGCGACGUCUCACAGUUCAGCAGAAGCAGACCUUCCGACCCACCUCGUCAGUCUACUCGGGAAACUCUCCCCCUCUUGCGCCCCACGACCCCGAGCAACCUAGCACGCUGGCGUCCCAUCACUUUCAACGUUAUCGAGGGGGCGAGGAGAUCUCGCCCCCCAGCUCGCCAGAGCCAAGCUAUACCCAGCCCCAUCGGCCUCCCAUCCUCCCGCCGGGCGAUGUCUCCCCGAUUGAGGAGGAAUAUGAGGAGACGGCGCAAGGAGCUUUCGAACCUCAGCACUAUGGGCGAAACCAACAUCCAUACUACCAUGGUCCGGGGCCCCGCUCACCUCCACCGAACCACAAUGCCGCGGCCAGUAUCAACAUGAUGCGCCGCGGUCAGCGCAAGCUUUCGGACGCGGCCCUACGCGAUGCCCAUGCGAACCGUGCACCACCGGCCCAACAACCCCGGAAUCCGGGACCGGGUUUCCUCAUGGUUGAUCCGGUAACUGGUGAACGCCUGGACAGCGCGCAUGGCCGUCCGCUGAACAGGCCUCCACCGGGUACUCACUAUGCGCCGGGUCCGGGUUUCCUCAUGGUUGAUCCGGUAACUGGUGAACGCCUGGACAGUGCGCAUGGUCGUCCGCUGAACGGGCCUCCGCCGGGUCAUCCCUAUGGCUCGGGUCCGGGAUUUGCUCGGCAGCAGUCGCCACCACCGUUCGCAGGACCACAGCCGAGAAUGGCUUCUGUUGGGGAUAGGAUGAUGAGGAUGGCGAGCCCGGGACCUCGAGAAAGCGGACCAGACCUGGCAGCAGGGGCUUUCACUGCCAAUCGUCCAGGUUGGCGUGGACCAAGUGGUCGAACAGCUAUCGUUGAUCCCGUUCGUGAUAAUCCUGAGGUUCCGCCAUUGAGGAUACCCGAUCGCAAUGGUAGACGGGUUGUGUCGCAAGCUCCUGGACCUAGUCAAAGACCUGAGUUGUCUCUGGGUAUUCCUAGACGGGAUCAGAUGUCCCCUCCACCUCGUGUUGGCGCACAGAUGGGGUAUGCGCCACGGGACCCCGGCCAGAGAGUCAUGUCCUCGUCUCAGGUUCACCCGCAGUCCGCAACAACACCACGUCCUAUGAGAAGUCCAGUCUAUCCGAACCCACCGCAUUCUGCGAUCACCCCACGAGGAGACGCGCCGUUCGUGGCAGCCCAGCAGCUCCAACGUGACGGUAUGGGUCCUCAUUAUCCGAGGGCGUUCUCCCCCGUUUCACCCACAAACGCUUCUCCUGUGAACUACAGCCCACAGCCGAAUUCGGUCAGGAGGAAGCCAACCCCAACUUACGCAAACCAUGAGCCACAGGACUCUGUCUCCUCGAUCUACUCACAGCAGCAACCUGAGGUGUCGAUGCCAAAGCAGCAGCCUCCUGCCCCCCAACCCGCGGCUGCCAAUUCGCUUCCAGCCGACGAGCCCUGGGUGCAACCCCCUUCGCGUUUCAGCAUGACAAGCUAUGCAACCAGCAUAUCCACCACCGCCACCCCACGCGAGUCCCUGGACGAUUUCCAUGACAAUUACCACAACCAGUCCCCGGUUCCCAGCAUUUCACAGCAAUAUCGUCCAGAGAGCCCCAAGGACGAAGAACCGGCGCAAUCCAUCAUGAACAGGAGCAGACCCAAGCUCGAAGGCUUCGACUACAACAAGAAAGACCAAGCCCCCAUCGUCAUCUCCCUCAAAGACCAAAUCAUCUCCCCCUACGAGACCGUUAUCGAGCGUGAAUCCCCCGCCGCCCGCGACCGCCGAGUUGCCGCCACCGGCGUCGGUAUCGCAAACGGAUUCAAACCCGCUCCCAGACGCGUCUCCGCCACCCCCUCCGACAUCAACAAAUCCCUCCCCCCCGCUCCUCCCGAACUCGAAGUCCUCUCCCUCUACAACGGCGCCGAUGGCAAGUCAUCCACACCCAAAUCACCCAAAGACCUCACCGCAUCCGAGCGCGUAGCGCUCUACGACGCCCAAAUCCAGGCCCUCGGCAACCGCCGCAUCAACAUCACCCGCUCCAUCAAGCAGAUGACGGAGCUGAUGCCGACGGACAACAUCUUGAACAGCGAGGCGGUCCGCCGCAAGCGCGAGGUCGAAAAACAGAAGGUCGAAGCCCUGAAAACGGAGCUGGCGGAGGUGCAGAGGGAGAUGUACGAGAUGGGGCUGAAGCUGCAUCGGGCGUAUAAGAGGCAGGAGAAGGAGGCGAGCUUUGAACCUACUACGCUUUGGGUGAGGAGGGUUACUGGGUGAUGGGGGAGGGC